Molecule: messenger RNA, 1501 nt
Organism: Salvelinus fontinalis (brook trout)
Lineage: Eukaryota; Metazoa; Chordata; Actinopteri; Salmoniformes; Salmonidae
Product: mesencephalic astrocyte-derived neurotrophic factor-like
Exons: 4
Coding region: 157-702 (181 amino acids)
Biological process (GO): dopaminergic neuron differentiation; neuron projection development
Cellular component (GO): endoplasmic reticulum
Source: RefSeq, a predicted model, not a curated record
UUGGCAGAAUCGGGACAUUGCGUGCUCACAUUACCGGCGUUGAGUCUAGCUUCUCAUGUGUAGCUAUCAUUUUUUCGCUAGAGAGGUAGUUUUGUAUCGUGACGUUUAGCUAGGUACAUCUAGCUAAACUAGAUUAAGUUAGUUAUUAAUCGUAAAAUGUUGUGUUUGACUAUUUUGUCGGUCGCCUUCGCAGCGCUGGCUUUGGUACCGAGCAUUAGCGACGCUUUGAAAGAUGGAGAUUGUGAAGUGUGUGUGAGCUUCCUGGGAAGGUUAUACCAGUCAUUGCAAGACGACAAAGUUAAAUUCGACAGCACAAACAUCGAGAAGGCCCUCAUCGAAACCUGCAAAGACGCCAAGGGCAAGGAAAACCGUUUUUGUUACUACAUUGGUGGAACAAAUGACGCAGCCACCAAAAUCCUCAACGAGAUCUCCAAGCCCCUGAGCUACCACACACCAGUGGACAAGAUCUGUGAGAAACUAAAGAAGAAGGACAGUCAGAUCUGUGAACUGAAAUACGACAAACAGCUGGACCUGAGCACGGUAGAUCUGAAGAAGCUGAAGGUGAAGGACUUGAAGAAGAUCCUGGAGGUGUGGGAAGAGUCAUGUAAAGGCUGUGCCGAGAAGUCCGACUACAUCCGCAAAAUCGAUGAACUCAUGCCCAAGUACGCACCCAACGAUGCUAAAGCACGGAGGGAACUGUAACCAGAGGGAGAAGGGGGGGGGGGGGGGGGUGCAGACCUGGGAUUAUAUUCAGUGUCUCAAAGUAGACAUGUUGAUCUAGGAUCAGUUUUGCCUUUUUUUUUUAAAUCUUUUUUUGUUGUUGAUCGUACUGAAUAAGACUGUAUCAAGCAUCUCGAUUAGGAGUGUUGAUUUAGGAUCAGGUCCCCCCCGUCCCCGUCAUUUUAUUCUUUGUGAUCUAAAUGCCAAAUCUAAUCCGAGAUCAGCACUCCUACUCUGAGACACUUUGGUCUGAAUACCAAGUUGCACCCUAGUCCUUAUACAGUGCACUACCUUUGACCAGUGCCCAGUGGGGAGUAUGGUUCCAUUUGGGAUACUGCCUUUGUUUAUACAGGCCCUGGGGAAGGGGUUUUGGUGGUCCUGAGAGGGUAUUUUGUGGUGGGUAAUGUUCGCUGUGCGGUAUAUGAACCACCUGUCAGUCUGUACAUGACCUAUUUUUUUGUUGUUUUAAUUAAGGGAUAUACUUUUUUUCAAAUUUGUCUUAAUUAAUAACGGUAUAAUCAAAUAUAACAGGUGUGGACAAGCUCAUAUGCAGAAGGUCCUAGACAGUGGGUAUAGUAAGACACCUGAUUCUACUAUUCAACUAAUCAUCAAAUCGAGACCUUGAUUUAUACCCUCUACAAAUAAGCUUCGCCACACCCCUGAAAUAUAUAUAUUUUUUAAGAGAAGAUAAAACUAUUGAAAUGUGCUUUUGUUUCACACAACCUUACAUUUUUGUUACAAAAUGUUCUGUACUUUUUCAUUAAAAUAUGAAAACAAGGUG